AUGAAGAUACAACGACGGCGACCACGGCAGGUUCCCGUCUCAUGUCAGCUUUGUCGCUCCAUGAAGCUGAGAUGCAAUCGAGAACAGCCAUGCUCGAAUUGCUUGACGCGUGGAGUUGCAUGCGAGAGAGUACCAGUGAUGUCUAGCGGAGCACAGUUGGCCCAAGAGCAAUCUUCUGCCCCUACUCAAAUCCACGAUAAUAUUCUAGCCCGCUUGACGAGAUUGGAAGCCAUCGUCCUCCGGUCUCAUGGUGCUGACGAAGGGGAGCGCGCCUCUGUUGCAAAAACCACCCCGGCACUGGCUCCUCUGUCUCACAUCUCGGAAGGCGAGGGUGACUCUAAGUGGCUCGAUGGUGUUGGCUCUCGCGAGGCUCCAGUCAUCUCGGGCUUGUCUAAUGGGAUCUCUUUCAGCGUGAUAUCGAUUCGGCAAGGGUUGACAGCAAUUGUCUCUGAAUAUUCGCUCGCUAGCUGGCUGCUUGAGCGCUAUACAGAAUACAUAGCAUACAUACACUAUGUUGUGCAUAUACCGUCUUCUCGUCUUCUUCUUGAAGAUGCGUACAAGCAACUGUCACUCGGAUCGAGCCCUGAGCCAGGCCAUGUCGCACUUCUCCUGAGCAUAUUUGCCAGUACUGCAUAUAUGCUGGAGGCAAAAGCCGCCGACUCACUCUUUCUCAACCAAGCGAACGCUGUGAGCUGUUCGAUAGAAGAUGUUCAGGCGGCAAUUAUCUUAUCAUUCAUUAUCUUCAAUAUCGAGGGAUUCUCCUCGAGGUUUCGUACAACUAGCAGUAGCGCCCUAAUAAUGGCAAGGGACUUGUCGCUCCAUCGGAUUGAUGCAGACACCUUUCGAGAUAAUGAGGACCCCGUACAGAUCGAAAUUAAGAGGCGGAUAUGGUGGCACAUGGCUGCAACGGACUGGCUUUUAUCACUCUCUGGUGGUCCUCAGCAAGGCACGUACCUAGUUCAUCCUAAACAUAUGUGCGUGAAUCGUCCACGCAACAUUGAUGAUCUGGACUUAGAGCGUUCCGACCCGGAGCACACCCUCCCUUUGUCACAACCAACCGCAAUGACUUACUAUAUACUGCGAAUCAAGCUGGCAGAGAUCUCUCGGAGUGUAGUAGAUGCGCUGCCAUUUUCGCCGUCGGACUGGGCAAUGGUGGAAUACGAUAUGAUUGUCUCGUUGAACCGGAAAUUUGACGAAUUUCUGCGCGAUCUUCCUGUUUUCUUCCGACAUGAUGCAGCAAGUCGUGAGCAGAGCCGUAAUGUUGAUCGUCGAUAUCCACAGACAAUAUUCCAACGGUACAUCAUAGCCAGCACGUUUCAUUCCAGUCGGAUCAAACUGAACCAGCCGUUCCUGACCCGUAUAUCGCUGGAUCCGGGAUACGAGUACUCCCGAAAGGUCUGUCUGGAAUCCGCUCGAAGUAUCAUCAACAUGCACAACUCGGUACAGCAGGAUGCAGGUCUCCUUGCAUCUGUGCACGUGAGACUGGCUACAUUUCUCUGCAUUUUCUUUCUGGCGACUGCUGUCCUUGUUAUAGAUUUGUGUAUCAAUAAGGAUGAAGACAACGAAGGCCGGCGACAAGAAGUUAUGGAGGCAUGCUAUGUGCUGAAGCAGGCGGAGGAGUCAUCUUCUAUCGCCGGUCGGUUCUUGAAGUCACUCAUAGACAUCCUCCACAAGUACCAGAUCCGAGUUUCUCCCGAGAUUACUCCCCGACCUACGCCGACCGGAAGUAACUCCAACGCAGAUCCGACGGAUAUAUGCACAGCUGCGCCAAGUACGACAGAUGGGAAUGUGUUGUGGCCCAAUAGUCUCGAGGAAGGAAUCAGUGAUAUUGAUGGGAUGUGGCAAAGCUUCAUCGAGCUUGGGAAUUCUGGUGAUGUUACUAGUUGGGAUGAUAUAUUUUCUGCCCUUGGUACUAGGACUUUAUAG
Molecule: messenger RNA, 1926 nt
Organism: Aspergillus alliaceus
Lineage: Eukaryota; Fungi; Ascomycota; Eurotiomycetes; Eurotiales; Aspergillaceae
Product: Zn(II)2Cys6 transcription factor
Exons: 5
Coding region: 1-1926 (641 amino acids)
Biological process (GO): DNA-templated transcription; regulation of DNA-templated transcription
Molecular function (GO): zinc ion binding; DNA-binding transcription factor activity, RNA polymerase II-specific; DNA binding
Source: RefSeq, a predicted model, not a curated record